Messenger RNA from Bipolaris sorokiniana ND90Pr, 1413 nucleotides. RefSeq lists its product as uncharacterized. Gene Ontology annotation, biological process: polysaccharide biosynthetic process. Gene Ontology annotation, molecular function: acyltransferase activity, transferring groups other than amino-acyl groups. The coding region runs from base 1 to 1413 and encodes 470 amino acids. Lineage: Eukaryota; Fungi; Ascomycota; Dothideomycetes; Pleosporales; Pleosporaceae. The record is from RefSeq and is a predicted model, not a curated record. The transcript has a single exon. Gene Ontology annotation, cellular component: membrane.
AUGCUGGGAGAGACAGAGAAAGGUCUCCCAUCUCCUUCAAUCCUUGGCGUCUCGACAAGAUAUCGAUCUAUACAUCGCCGCAUCCUGCGGAAUUUACUACCGAGUUUUCUUUUUUACAACUCCACAGCUGCGCGAGAUGAGAUACGUCCGACGGAUUUCCUCGAUGGCAUGCGAGGAUAUGCGGCCUUUAUUGUCUACUGUUGCCAUUUCUUCAUGCCUACGCAUCCUCAGGCCAACCGCGGGUUCAAUGGCUACAAUAGCAAUGAAGACUACUGGUUAACCCAGUUACCAAUCAUCCGGUUGAUUUACAGCGGGCACGUCAGCGUCUUCCUCUUCUUCGUCAUCUCCGGCUUCUCCAUCUCCUUGAAGCCACUGAAGCUCGCCCGUAGCGGAUCCUACAGCGCCUUCCUCGACACAAUGGUAUCUGCGACAUUCCGGCGACCAUGCAGACUCUACCUACCAUGCUUAGUCACACUGGCAAUUACUUUCUUGGUUGCAUGUUGCGGCGCCUUCGACUUCUCAUACGCUCUAACAAAGAACUGGCCGUUUCUCAGCAAACCUUUGCGGAUACCAAUCGCUCACCACUCGCUUUCGAAGCAAUUCUCCGACUGGGUGGGGCAGGUGUGGACGUGGUCCGAUCCGCUUGCGCGACGGACGCGGCACCCGCCUUACGGCGUGCAACUCUGGACCAUACCCAUCGAACUUAGCUGUUCCUUCAUCAGCUUCCUCGCGCUGAUCGGACUCGUAAAAGUGCGUCCGGCCGUGCGAAUGAGCAUUACCACUGUAAUCGCGGUGUACUUCAUGUUUCAAAAUCAUCCAGAGGCCACGCUUUUUCUUGCGGGGACUACGCUGGCGGAAUUGUAUCUUAUACGGCAAGAAGCUGCUGUUUCUGCUCCGGGUCGAAGUAUGGAGUCCAGCAAGCAAAAGAUACAAUCGAGUUUGUUGUUCGGGUUUGGACUCUUUGUUGCGUCCUAUCCUACUGCACAUGGUGAGAAGGCCCUCUUCUCUGCUCCGCUCCACUACGUCGCAAGCACGCUGUUUGGCCCAUCAAUACGUUGCCCCAAUCUCUUCGUUACUAUAGGUACCGUGAUACUAGUCUAUGUGGUGUCUCGGUCACCCUUUUUACAGAGCAUGUUUACGACACAUGUUGCAAAGUAUCUAGGGAAAAUCUCGUUUGCGCUAUAUUGCGUGCAUCAGGCUAUGAUCAAUAGCUUUGGGUACAGGAGUAUGUUGUUCUUGUGGUCAUUUACAGGAAAUGAUACUGUAUACCGGUAUGAACUGGGUCUUGGUCUUUCGUGGGUCAUCCAGACGACUGUGACGAUUUGGGCGGCAGAUGUUUUUUGGAGGUUGGUGGAUGUACCUAGUGUGGGGAUUAGUAAGCGGCUGGAAGAACUGUGUCUGGUUAAAAGCUAA